This is a messenger RNA of Chenopodium quinoa (quinoa), 1791 nucleotides long. RefSeq names its product polygalacturonase inhibitor-like. NCBI's taxonomy places the organism in Eukaryota, Viridiplantae, Streptophyta, Magnoliopsida, Caryophyllales, Amaranthaceae. Gene Ontology annotation, molecular function: protein binding. The record is from RefSeq and is a predicted model, not a curated record. The transcript has a single exon. Bases 347 to 1354 code for a protein of 335 amino acids.
CUUAGAGGUUCGUUUGAUUGCUAUUACCCUUAUCAUUUUAAGGUGUCUAAAAUGUAUAUAUUGUGUAGUGCCCUUCCCGCCAUGUACCCAUCAACGCAUCAAUGCAAUGCAAGAUGACUCUCAACAUCACAGCCAACUAAAUUUACUAGUCUUGUGCAGUUGUGCUACCCAUUUUCCCCGGUAAUGUGACACUAGUGCUCAAAUAAUUUCAUAAAAUACAACUGUUAUUUUACAUUAACCAUAAACUCUAUAAAAACCUCCAUAAUUAACCUUCCUAGCCAAACACCAUCUCAUCGCUUAGCAUUCUUCUCUUAAACAAACAAAAAAAAUUCAAGGCAACAAAAAUAUGCCUAGUAGCCGCAAUCAAAUGUCGCUCAUCUCCAUUACUAUCUUCCUCCUCCUCCUCUCCUCGACAUUAUCGGCCGAAAAAUGUCACCCCGACGACAAGAAAACCCUCUUUAAGAUCAAAAAAGCCUUCAACAAUGCCUACAUUUUCGCCUCAUGGACUAACGACACAGACUGUUGUCAAUGGUACAUGGUCAAAUGUGACAGAGUCACUCACCGCAUCUACUCCCUUACCGUCGAUAAAGACGAUAAGGUUUCGGGUCCUAUCCCUGAUGCGGUGGGUGACCUCCCUUACUUAGAGAUCCUCAGAUUCAUUAGACUCCCUAAGGUAAUCGGUCCAAUCCCACACGCGAUUUCUAAGCUUAAAAACCUAACUAACUUAUGGCUUAGCCACAACAACCUCACCGGUCCAAUCCCUGACUUUUUUAGUCAACUUCCUAAGUUAACCUGGAUCGACCUCUCCGUUAACAAACUCACCGGUCCAAUCCCGCCUUCAUUAUCAUCCCUACACAAACUCAACCUACUCAUUUUAGAGCGUAACCAACUCCAAGGACCCAUCCCCGAGAGCUUCGGAGAGUUUAAGAAUAUCCCAAAUUUUUACCUUAGGUUAGCCAAGAACCAACUUUCGGGACCGAUCCCGAGAUCUCUCGGAGCGAUUAGCUUCAUGGGUAUAGAUUUUUCGAGAAACAUGUUUACGGGUGAUGCUUCAGUGAUUUUUGGGAAGAACAAGGAGGGAUUACUAUGGAUUGAUAUUUCAAGGAAUAAGUUUUCUUUUGAUUUUACAAAAGUAAGGUUUCCUAAGAGCUUGAGUAAUCUUUUAAUGAGUCAUAAUCAAAUAUAUGGAAGUCUUCCACCUGCAUUAGGAAAGUUGCCAAUGUUGCAGUUCUUUAAUGUGAGUUACAAUCGGUUGUGUGGUAACAUUCCAACCGGAGGCCAGUUGCAACAGUUUGACCAGUACUCUUAUGCUCAUAACAAGUGUUUGUGCGGCUCUCCCUUGCCUCCUUGCUAGUAAAACACCGGCAUUUUAUAUUUAGUUGUCAUACUGCUGGUUUGAAUUACGUUGUUAAUGUAAUGGAGUUAGUAAAUGUCUCGAAUAAUCGAGCUAUACCUAGUCCAAUGGCUAUAUAAUUAUAGUUUAGAGGCCGAAUUUGGAAUUUGUUGUUCAUUUCUUAACAACUUUGUCGUACUACAUGUUACAUACUCCCUAGUCCGAACUCUAUAUAAAAUUGUGCACAUCUUUCAUCCUUUGAAAUAAGUAAAGUACUUGUAGUUUUUAGUAGUGUAGGAUGAGCUAGGUGGUGGGCCUGGUGGCUGUUCGAUCUUGAUGAAAAACAUAGUGAAGGUUGGAGUUUGGUUAUUAUGAAUUCACCUUAAAAUCCGUUACUACAAAAUCCAAACAAGCUUGAAGCUUCCCAUACCUCUUAGGCAAUAUUCUCUUUCAUAUCU